Molecule: messenger RNA, 1170 nt
Organism: Chenopodium quinoa (quinoa)
Lineage: Eukaryota; Viridiplantae; Streptophyta; Magnoliopsida; Caryophyllales; Amaranthaceae
Product: protein FAR-RED IMPAIRED RESPONSE 1-like
Exons: 2
Coding region: 1-1170 (389 amino acids)
Biological process (GO): regulation of DNA-templated transcription
Molecular function (GO): zinc ion binding
Source: RefSeq, a predicted model, not a curated record
AUGAAAGCAUACGAUGCACUGAGAGAUAAAAAGUGGGCACAAGAGCUGUACAGUAAUAAGGAAAAAUGGGCGGAGGCUUUCAUGGUGGGACAAUUUUAUGCAGGCAUGAGAAGCACCCAAAGAUGUGAGUCCAUAAAUAGUACAUUGAAAACGGUUAUAACAUCAAAAAUAAUGUUGUAUCGUUUUGUGGAGUUGUAUGACCAAGUCCUUGAGCAUAUACGAUUUGAAGAAGAUAAAGAUGAUUACAUCUCAACACAUACAUUUCCAGUAAUAACUGGGGUCUUGCCUGAAAUUAAGACACAAGCAGCACGAACCUACACAAGGAACGUGUACAAUUUGUUUUUGAAGGAAUUAAGUUUUGAAUCAGGACACAUUGUGACCAAGACUAAGGAAGAAAAAGGACAUCGUGAUGGGGCUCCAACCACUUUUUGGUUAAACGACUGUGUGAACAAAGAUUGCAAUUACGUUGUGUGUUACAACCAGAAACUGCAACAAAUGGUUUGUUGUUGUAUGAAGUACAACUCCAUUGGUUUACCAUGUCGACAUAUGUUUGCAGUAAUGAAGUUCAAAGGAAUGGUUGAGAUACCAUCCGGUUGUAUUCUUCGUAGGUGGACAAUCAGAGCCAAGGUGCAUCUGCAGAAUACAUACAAGGAGCAUGAUUUUCAGAAGAGAAACGACCAGGCAUCAUCAAAUGGACGUUAUGCAUUCCUCACUGGAUUAAGUGCACAACUUUGUAGAAUGGUUUCUUCAUCGUAUGAUCGAUCAACUUGGGUGAGAGACAAGUUAGCAAAAAUGCUGUUGGAAAUUGAAAAUGAGAAAAUAAAUCCCAAGGAAAAGGACAUCUUAAAAGACCAAAAGGUUAAUAAAGGAAAAGGCAGGGGUAGACCCAAAAAGAGUGAAGUCAAAACCACUAGGAAUGAUAAUAUAGUCCAGGGCAUUCAAAUUGGUCGUGAUGUUCAUGAUAUCACUCACGUGGUUCAUAAAGCUCCAACAACUUCUGAAACAAAAACGUCACCGAUCAAAAGUGGUGGUUUCGUUGAGCUAUUGAGAAACUUCAUGCCAAGGACAUACAAUACUGGCAAUGCAGCAAACGCGACCGAUUGUUAUGAAGUCAGUGCAUUUGAAAAGUUUCCCACCAUCUUCGAUUGGGACCCAAAUACGGAUUUUUAG